Molecule: messenger RNA, 1101 nt
Organism: Dermatophagoides farinae (American house dust mite)
Lineage: Eukaryota; Metazoa; Arthropoda; Arachnida; Sarcoptiformes; Pyroglyphidae
Source: RefSeq, a predicted model, not a curated record
UAUUUAAACAAAACGAAACAUAAGUGUAAAUAGUGGUUUUUUUAUUUGAUUUUUUUUCUUUUCGAAAAAUGUCUCAAAUUCGUACAAUUAUUCCUAAAUUUCUUCUUCAUUCUAGACGUCUUUUUUCUAGUCAUCAUUGUAAUAUUGCAACAGAUUUAUCCUUGAAAAUAUUGCAACGUCAUGGUUUCACGGAAUCACAAGGUCGUCAAGCAUUAAAUUCAAUUGAAUCAUUAUUGCGUCCCGAUACAUAUGAAACAAUCGAUUAUACAUUAAGUAGUUGGAAACGUAAUGUUUUGCCUCGAAAUCAUCCCGAUCAUGUGGCUAACCAUGAAGAUUUCAAACAAGUGUUCUGGAACCAAGAAGCACGAUUACUUUUAGUAGGUGAAAAUUUCAUUGAAAAUCGUAUAUACCAGCUCAAGAACCUAGAUCUUGUACGUGGACAAAAUGAUUUAUGGCAAGCAUUUCAUCUUUCACCUGCAGGAUUUUUUCUACAAGAUUGGCAAGAAUUCCUGAAAAAAUAUUAUUAUAUUACAUUCAAAAUUCUACCAUGGUUAAAUUCGACAAAUGAUAAAACCGAUCAAAUUCAUCCAUUAAUUCGUCAUCCACAAUCUAUCGAACAGACAUAUAUGCAGAUUAAAACUCGUUUCAUUUUUGCUCAAAGAACUGGAUUCAAAGUGGCCGAAAGUAAAAAUGUUAAUCUGAAAACUUUGUUGUUGUUAACGGAAAAUGAUUUUCUACAGAUAUACGCACCAAAUUGCACGGUAGAAGAAUUCAGAGCUCUUGAAAAGCUCAAUAUGACCGAAUUAGGCAAUGAAGAUGAUGAAUUAUUUGAAGAUUUAGUGCAAUUAUCACCCAAACGACAACAAUCAAUGAAAAAUACUGAUAAGUCAUUCAUGAAAAAAAGUAUCGAGGAAGGCAUAUUGCUUAGCAAUUGAUAAUAAAUUUAUUUAGUAUACAAAUUCGAACUAAAAUAAAUUAUAAAAAGAACAAAACAGCCUUCAUGUCGGCUUCAGUGAUAGAUACAUUUUGCCUUUUAUAUUCUGUAUCUCCGGAUUAAUUUUCCGUAAUAUUUCGGCCAAUAAAUCCGUUAAUUUUUCUUUA